Eimeria mitis is the source of this 534-nucleotide messenger RNA. RefSeq lists its product as uncharacterized. The record is from RefSeq and is a predicted model, not a curated record. NCBI's taxonomy places the organism in Eukaryota, Apicomplexa, Conoidasida, Eucoccidiorida, Eimeriidae. Gene Ontology annotation, biological process: protein phosphorylation. Gene Ontology annotation, molecular function: protein kinase activity; ATP binding.
AUGGAACGAAUUGUGGGGGACCUCGGACACCUGAGAUGUAAAGGAGGGGAGUUGAAGAAAAAAGCGCGGGACUACAUCGCCUCCCGUCUGCUGCAGAUAGUGCUGAAACUCGAGCAUUCAGGAAUUGGUCAUCUGCGGCUUAGCUGGGACUCCUUGUUUUUGCGUGAAGACGGUUCUUUUUUCUUGGGUAAUUUUGGGAACGGCGCUCCCUUCGACGAGGUGUUAUCUCCCUUGAGAGGCACUCUGUCGCCGAAUGCAGAACCUCAUACGAUUUACCUAUCUGAGAAGAACAAAAUAGUGGUGCCUGAAGCUAAGGGAAACAUGUGGAGCCUUGGGGUUCUUCUAUAUCAGCUUUACACGGGAAAUGAGCAUCCCUACGGAAAAAUGGAGGGGUCGGACUGGAUGCAGGGAGAAGCGAGCUUAUCGGAGUACCUCUUACGAGCCAAUAUACGUUCUCAAGUUCUGAUUCCGCAGUUGGAAGCUUCAAAAGUCCCAAAGAGGUGGGCACAGCUUAUUGUGCGUCUGCUGGUCUGA